This is a messenger RNA of Apis florea (little honeybee), 2807 nucleotides long. RefSeq names its product stromal interaction molecule (gene Stim). Gene Ontology annotation, cellular component: plasma membrane; endoplasmic reticulum. The record is from RefSeq and is a predicted model, not a curated record. Gene Ontology annotation, molecular function: protein binding; calcium ion binding; calcium channel regulator activity. Gene Ontology annotation, biological process: store-operated calcium entry; intracellular calcium ion homeostasis; activation of store-operated calcium channel activity. Lineage: Eukaryota; Metazoa; Arthropoda; Insecta; Hymenoptera; Apidae.
UACUAUGCAACUGCAAUGCUAAGCCAAUAAAAUCACGCGAAUAACCAUACACAGGGCCAAUUGAAUUUUUUGUUUUUUACAUAUAGAAAAAUAUAUUGUUGUUUCCGAUCUAAAUUAAUGAUUUUUCACAAUGUUGUUCAUGGAAGGUGGCCUUGAUAGAAAAACUCGACACACAGCAGAAGAGCGGAGUGUACUUAAUUAAUAAAUCAAUCGAUUUAUUUUAAAAAGAGAUCUCGGACAUUGACCGACGCCUUGAUGGGGUUAAUAACGAUGGUGUGUUACUCGGUUGCAGAGCUGCUAAUAUCAUAAUCGAUCACGCGUGUUAUGCACUCGUCAAAUUGCAUUGCCAUCCCGGUUUUGAUAAUUGUAACCUUGGAUAUAUUCACUAUUGCGGGUCUACGUCAAAGGUGACAACGGGCCAAGAGUAUUCGGUUUUAUUUGACUUGUAGCAACUGCGCAAGGGGGGCGCGAGGUGUCAGUGACAAGGUGUAACUAACCUUAAAAUGCGAUCAUCCGUGAUUACUAAUGUGAUUGUACUGUUCGGGUUGCAUUUCUUGUAUUGGUGUUGCAACACAGUAGAUGCUAGCGGCGGGGCCCUUGAUGCGAGUCCGAACUUUCAGUCUGGCUCCACUGGAAGUUCACAUUCCAAAGUCACAGCAUUCUCCGCUACACUUACUGAUGGACUGGCACAAGCUGUGGCUCACGAAGCUGGUUCUGAUACUUGUAACGAUGACCUAGCUUGUCUUACAACAAUGGCUUCUCAUGAUCGACUAGGUUUGGAAGCUAUCAAGUCACUCCAUAGUCAACUAGAUGAUGAUGCCAAUGGAAAUGUGGAUCUAUCGGAGUCAGAUGAUUUUUUAAGAGAAGAAUUACAAUAUGAAGCUGGGUAUGAAAGAAGACAAAGAGCUUUUCAUCAUAAUGAUGAUAUGCAUAUUAGUGUUCGAGAACUUUGGGAAGCCUGGUUAAGAUCAGAGGUUCAUAAUUGGACUAUAGAACAAACAUCAGAAUGGUUAUCUUCUAAUGUAGAUCUUCCACAAUAUGUUCCUACUUUUAUACAACACCGUGUAACUGGUGCUACACUUCCAAGGUUAGCUGUGAACAAUAUGCAUUAUUUGACUAAUGUAUUAGGCAUCAAAGAUCCCAUUCAUAAACAAAAAAUUGCCUUAAAAGCUAUGGAUGUAGUUCUUUUUGGACCUCCAAAGGAUACUGGACAUAGUGUAAAAGAUUUGAUAUUAAUAACAUUAUUAUUUGGCGCGCUUAUUGGUUGCUGGUAUGCAUAUCAACAGAAGAAAAAUUCACAGAAACAUCUUCACAGAAUGAUGAAAGAUAUGGAGAGUUUACACAAAGCAGAAUUAGCAUUGGAAGACUUGCAAAAAGAAUUAGAAAGAGCACGAAUGGAACAAGAAAGUGUAACUACUGAAAAACAGAACUUAGAGAAACGUUUACAAGAUGAAAGUGUAGGAUUACAUGCUUCUUAUUCAGAUCUUGAAGUUUCUCAAUUAAAAGCAGAAAUUGAAAUGUUAAAAGUUGAAUUGCAACGUGCAGAGGGUGAACUCGAAGACAGAUGUUGGUCCCCUCCUCCUGGAUUGCAACAUUGGCUACAAUUAACUCAUGAAAUUGAAAAUAAGGCAUAUACAAAGAAAAAAAUAAGUGCAGAAAAACAGUUGCAACAAGCACGAGAAGCAUGUGAAAAAUUACGAAAAAAACGAUCAAGUUUAGUAGGAGCAUUUGUUUCAACCCAUGGAAAAUCGAUCGAUGAAGUUGACAAAAGUAUAGUGGAAGCAAGAACUGCAUUAAACGAAGUCACCGCAGAAUUACAAGAAAGAGUACAUCGUUGGAAACAAAUUGAGCUCUUAUGUGGCUUUAAUAUAAUCAAUAAUAAUGGUCUAAGCUAUUUAGAAACUGUUUUAUAUAGAGGGACACCCAACGGACGAGGUCUUGGACUCAGAGGUCGACUCAGUAGUCAAGAUGAUUUAGACGACGAAGCAAGCUCAGUAUACUCACCUUCAUCAUGCGGUGCCGCAGGUACAGUGGACAACUUGACGUGGAAAGAGUCAUCGGUUCCACCAGACUCGUCGAGCAGCGAGACCGGGAAGGAGACACCGCCGGAGGUACAUUUCACGGUUGGCGAUGGGCCGGACGAGCCUGUCAGAUCGUCGAGCAAAGAGAAAUCCGGCAUUGUCCGUUCCUACAGCCAGGACACGAACAUGCUCCUCCCUGUCGAGGAUAAAACUACCUCAUCAUUUCUCUCCAAGACGUCCUACUCGGAGAAUUCGUUGGACUCGUCUAACCAGGAUCGAGGAGGGCAGCAAAGAGUCGGUCCGAAUCCAUCCACGGUCCCGGCUCCGAGCGUGACGAGCAUCAAUUCCGCGAGCGGCCAAUCGAGUUCGAGCAACAGGAAGGGGGCAUCGAGGGAGGGACAGGCGACAUCGAUGGCCGACGAUGCCGAAACGUUGUCGACCGACUCGAGCUCCACCAUGGACAACGACGAUCCGAAAAGACGAUCCCGCAAGAUCCUGUUUGCGUUCAGGAGGAACAAGCCAAAGGUUACGUGGUGAAGAAGGGAACCUCUCGAACCUAGUCAACGCGACAUAAUACGAUAUACGUGGUAUACUAAUCCGUAUUGAUCUGUGCAACGUUUCUUACUUAACGCUGUUUACAUUAUCCGCGAUCCGAUUAGUUAUUGUUAUUAUUGGGUAUUAUCGAGCCGCGACGUGCACUUAAAAGGGGGAAAAAGAAAACAAAACAAAAAAAACACACACAUAUAGACAAAAAGAAAAAAAGGAAAAAUGGAAAAGAAAAAAAAA